Schistocerca serialis cubense is the source of this 990-nucleotide messenger RNA. Its product is annotated as dnaJ homolog subfamily B member 13-like. Gene Ontology annotation, molecular function: protein-folding chaperone binding. The record is from RefSeq and is a predicted model, not a curated record. Gene Ontology annotation, cellular component: cytosol. The transcript has 6 exons. Lineage: Eukaryota; Metazoa; Arthropoda; Insecta; Orthoptera; Acrididae. The annotation marks the transcript as partial.
AAUGUCAGGAAGUCUUUCCAUCGACUGAUACUGCGAUAUCACCCAGAGGAGCCAGGUGCUGAUGCUGACACAGAACGAAUCUUUUAUCAGAUAGCAGAGGCAUAUGAUGUUCUUCGAGAUCCCCAACGACGAGCUGUGUAUGACCAUUAUGGCAUUAAAGGCCUUCGUGAAGGAGUCCCUGGGCCUGAAGAGUAUAUUAAAGCUUAUCACUAUCAUGGUGAUCCAAUGAGAACAUACCGGGAAUUUUUUGGUACAGAUAGUCCUUUUGCUGACUUACUAGAUGCUGUCACAUUCCCAAAGCCAAUAUACAGGACGCCUGAGCUCUGCGGUUAUAAGAAGAAAGAAGACACCAUAUACAGGCCUCUACAUCUGACUCUGGAAGAAGUAUUCCAUGGGGGAAUAAAGAAACUGAAAAUGACCAGACUUGUACUUCGAGAGGACCAGAUUACUACAGAAGCACAGGAACAAGUGCUGAGAGUAAAUAUACAGCGAGGGAUUCUACCAGGAAGUGAAUUCUGCUUCCCUGAAGCAGGGAAUCAGGGGCAUACUAUUAUUCCAGCUGACAUAAUGUUUGUGACUGAAGAUCGUCCCCAUGAGAGAUUCAGAAGAGAGGGCACUGACCUCAUCAUGGUGGCUCAUAUAUCACUGCUUGAUGCCCUAAUAGGCUUAACAAUCACAGUCAACACACUAGACAGGCGAACACUUCAUGUUCCUAUUACUGAUGUUGUACAACCAGGUUACAUCAAAAUUGUGGACAGUGAGGGGAUGCCUUUAAUGGAAGAUCCCGACAAACGUGGAAAUCUGCAGAUCCAUUUUGACAUUGAAUUCCCAAAGUAUAUACCCCGUCCUGGUAAGGUGCUCCUGCGCAAGGCAUGGGAUGCAAUUACUAAAGGUGGUCUCCAAGGUGGGCCAGAAGAUAUUAACAGACUCAUACUGCACGACAAAAUGAGACGUAUGCGGCCUAUGGAAAAGCUUCCUCCAACAAUAUAG